AAGUAGUGGUGCUGUCUCAGUGCGCGUGGUGCUGAAAGUGCCAUCUGAAGUGAUGUGGUCGGUAUUUUUUUUCUUUCUGUCUUAUCUGGACAGAAACUUUGUCAAGGGAGAAUUCCCCAAUUAUUCCCUAGAUGCAGAGAAACAGAGUAAAAAUGUGUUUUUCAUGCUCAACAGCACUUUCUGUGCCAAAAUGUCAGGCAUGGGGGGAAAUUGCCUUUACCAAUUGUCAGACGGAAUUGAGGAAGUGCGCUCCGUGCAUGACCCGGCGGGUAAACUGGUGGACUGCUCAGUAACCAUCAACCAGAUGCAGGUGAAGUCAUUCAUGCAUGUGUGCAGAUUGGGACUGAAGCACCAGAGAACCAACCCAGAAGAUAUGGAGUUGAGUUUUGCAGACAUGACAGAAGCCAAAUACAACUGUCAAGCGUUCCAGAGGACAUCAAAGCGCACGACGGUCACCACGGAGAGGAUAGCCGCACCAACCGCUCAGACACCGAAGGAGACGAGAGAGACUUCUGUCCACGAGGAUGACAAGCAGGUGAUACGGAGAUCCAAGCGAGGAUUCACUUAUCCUGGAACCCUGUGGUGUGGAGCUGGCAACAUGGCUGAUAAUUACGACCAAUUGGGUAGGUUGUGUAAUUGCGUUUGAUGUUAUUCUGUAUUUUAGAUACAUGAUUAACUAUUCUGACCACAUUUACUCAUUCAACUGUUUCAACGGUGUUUUUUUUAUAUACAUUCUCUGUUUGCAGGAGAGUUCGCGGCGACUGACAGUUGUUGCCGCGUUCAUGACCACUGCCCCUACGUCAUCCAUGCGUUUUCCUCAAAAUACGGCUACACCAAUUUCAAGUGGCAUCCCCUUAGUCACUGUGACUGCGAUAAUGCGUGAGUUGCCUACAUUUACAUUUACAUUUACAUUUACAUUUACAUCAUUUAGCAGACGGUCUUAUCCAGAGCAACUUACAAAUUGGUGCAUUCAAUUUAUGACAGCCAGUGGGACAACCACAUUUUUUUUUGUGGGGGGGGGAUAGAAGGAUUACUUUAUACUAUUCCAGAUAUUCCUUAAAGAGGUAGGGUUUCAAGUGUCUCCUGAAGGUGGUCAGUGACUCCGCUGUCCUGGCGUCGUGGGGGAGUUUGUUCCACCAUUGGGGUGCCAGAGCAGCGAAUAGCUUUGACAUUAUACAUUAGAGUUGAAACGCCUUUUUUUGAAUGUUUUAAUAGAAUGUUAUGAGCAAAAUGCAAUGCACUUGAUCCAUCAGUUUAAAUAAUCAUUAAAAAAUAAUUAAUAAAUAUACUGCUUCAUACACUUGAGUAAUUAUGUUGUACAGUCAGAGGCUGAAACCAAUUAUAUGAUGUACUGCUGUCAAACCAUCCAGACAGGCUAUAGUAAUCAGGAGUGGCUAAUUUUCUCUUUGUCACACUGUCUGUGUAGGUUGAAGGAGUGUCUGAGGAAAGUCAAUGACACUUCCUCCAGGGUGGUUGGCCAGGCUUUCUUCAAUGUCAUCGAGGUGCCCUGUUUCCAGUUCAUAUAUGAAGAGCAAUGUGUGGAGCGCCACUGGUAUGGUGUGUAAGUACAGUAUUUACUGUAGGUUCCAAUAAUGCGCGUAUGUGAACUAGAAUCUCUUGCAAAUACAAUACAAAUACACAAAUAAUCAAAAAAAUCUAACAAGAAAUAACAAUCCAAGCAUUUUUAAGUGGCUUUAUAGUACACUACAGGGAGCACAUCUUAAACCUCUCUCCAUCUCUCUUAUCCACACAGGUGUAAAAAAUAUGACAAGCUCCCGGUUGCAGUGCCUAGAGAGUCCAUCGCGUAUGAUUUCGGAGGUAUUGAGGUUAUUGACGUGCUGACCGUGGCUCCUCUGAAAGAGACAAAGAAAACAGGCACAGAGCAGGACAAUCCUGAAGGCACAACACAGUCCACUGUGUCCGGCUCCCAGACCACUGGCCCCGAGGAGCCCUCCCUCAGGAACAUGGUCACCGUCGCUGAGGACUUCAUCAAAUUUCUGGCCACCGUCUCCACCUCUCAGGGCUCGGCUACAGACACCGCCAAAGGAGAGACACAGACCUCAGAGAAGAAGAAGAGGAAGAACACUGCAGGGAAAAAGAAGAACAAUAACAAGAAGAGGAAAGGAAAAGGAAAAGGGAGAAAGUGGAAGCAGAAAAUCGACUCAGUCUCAAAAGGAGCAGAGGAGUCCUACCAAGUUAGUCGUACCAAAGCAGAGGAAGUUGUCAAUAAGAGUAACUUUGUGAAUGAGCCUGAGAAUGUUGACCAGUUAAACAGAAAUAUCAACAGUUUCAGUGAUGGUGAAAUAGAUCAUGGAGGGAAAGAGGAGCUUUUUAAUGAUGUCAUGAGAGAUGAACCACGUGUAGAUCAAGAAAGUGCUGCAGAUGCCUCUGUCACCUCAGUCACUGCUGUCAAGAAGGAGCAGACAAUGCUGGAAACUCCGGCUCUGACGGAUCACACAGAAACAGCGUUUCUUUCUGCAACCACAGGCACACCCAUUGUGACCACACAGAAAACCAAAAGGCAGAGGUCAAGAAAGGGGGAAGGGAGGAAAAAACAGAGCAACAUAACACCAACUGUCACCCCUAAAGGAGUUGCACGCCAUACCGCCAUUAAACAGGACCUCCCAACAACCACAACAGAGAGCUCUGGCACCCCGACCGUCCCUACCAGCACUGCCAUAAUCUCUGCAGCACAGCCUGUGCAACAAAGGUUAGAGAGCCACAGUGAAAAGGGACCUGUUACGGCUACUGCCGGCACCCCCAUUGUGACUUUUAUCAAAAGCAAAAAGCACAGGUCAAAGGAGAGAGAGAAUAGAAAUAAAAGGAGGAAAAUCACUUCCACUCUUCCCAUGGUGGGGGUUACUUUCCCAAACCCCACUGAAGAGGAUCUUGAAGUGAUCACUACUGAGAGCACAAGUGCUCCAGCCGUCACCACCAUCACUACUGUUAGCAUUGCAGGGCAGCCAGUGUCACACAGACCAGAAGGUCACAAUGAGAAGGGGUCCAAUACCACUACGACUGUAACCUCAACUUUGAGUGAGACCAAAAGGCACAGGCCGAAAGAGAGAGAGGGAAGAAAGCGAAAGAGAAAAAUAAUUCCAACUCUUUUGGCUGAGGGCACAUCUCUUCAGAAUACCACUGAAGAUGCCCUUCAUACAGUCACUACUGACAGCACUGGUGUACUGAACAUCCCCACAACCACCACUGUAGUCACUGCAGAGCAGGCUGAGACGCUAGCACCACAGAGCAUAGAGAAUCACAGUGAAAAGGGACAUCUCACCACAACAGCCAGUGACCUCGUUGUGACUGGGAGAAGACAAGGAUCAAAAGAGAGGGAGGGUAGAAAGAAAAGUAAAAAAGUGACCAUACCCACUGUUGUCAAGGAUGAGGUUCCUAUCCAUGAUGACAAUGAAACCAAACUUGAAGAAAUAAUGACGAGUACAUGUCUGACACCCUCAGCGUCAGCAAUCUCAUCCAAAGUUGACGAAGUAGGAGAAUUCAAUCUACAGGAAUCUGAGAACGUCAGAGAACAGGCCCUCUUCCCUGUGCAGACCAGCACACCCACUAUAAGUCUGAAAAAAUCCACUGUCCAGAAAACGGAAGAGAGAGUAGGUAGAAAGAAAAGGAGAAAACCACCACAAUGAGACUCAUACUAACAAUGUUGCUAGUAUAGAAUGAAAGAGUGCAAUGAUGUCCUAGAUGACUAGCCUAGCUCUUGACUAUCAGAAAAACUUGCUAUGCAGACUCAAACAUAUGUGUAUUAUGUGUUAGUCAUCAUUUUGUGUAUGUUUUGUAAAAUCAACAUUUGUGCCACUAUUCAACAGGAAUUGAAACAAGUGAAUGAAGGAUCAGGAUAAUGUUUUGUAAUAUUGUAUGUGAAUUUAAACACCAAUGAUUAAUAAAAUAUUGGAAAGAAGCAUAUA
This is a messenger RNA of Coregonus sp. 'balchen', 3923 nucleotides long. The record is from the annotation of a GenBank genome assembly. NCBI's taxonomy places the organism in Eukaryota, Metazoa, Chordata, Actinopteri, Salmoniformes, Salmonidae.